AUGAAAGAAAAUGCUUGUCUUAUUUGUAUUGAUGGUUGGGGUAUUUCCUCAGAGGAUCCUACUGGUGAUGCAACCCUUAAUGCAAAUACGCCUAUAAUGGAUAAAUUUAAGGCAGAAUAUCCUUAUGCAACAUUAGAAGCUCAUGGUUUGGCUGUUGGGUUACCUGACGGACUUAUGGGUAAUUCUGAAGUUGGUCAUUUGAAUAUUGGUGCAGGUCGUGUAGUUCAUCAGGAUGCAUUAAGAAUUGAUUUGGUUGCUAAAAAAAAAGAAUUUCUUAAAAUUGAAAAUAUUAGAAAAUCUUUUGAACAUGCCAAGGAAACUCAUAUCAAUCAUUUAAUUCACCUUUUGGAAUCUGCAAAAGGCUUUGGUAUUUGUGAUGCUUAUGUGCAUUUUUUUGGUGAUGGGCGUGAUACCGAUCCUCGUUCAUCUGAUAAAUAUCUUGAACAGCUCCAAAAAGUUUCAGGUGAAAUUAAUUAUGGUAAAAUUGCUACCAUGACUGGAAGAUAUUAUGCUAUGGAUAGAGAUAAAAGAUGGGAAAGAAUUAAGAUUGCAGUUGAUGAUGAAACUGAUGAGUUUUUAAAACCAAUAAUUGUUAAUGAAGAAGGACUUAUCAAAGAUAAUGAUACAUUGUUUUUUUUUAAUUUUCGAUCUGAUCGAAUGCGUCAAAUUGUCCAGACUCUUGGUAUUUCACCACCACCAUUUGAGAUUGAGAUUCCAAAAAAUCUUCAUAUCACAACUAUGACAAGAUAUAAAACGGAAUUUUCAUUUCCAGUGGCAUUUUCUUCACAAAUUAUGGAUAAUAUUUUAGCUGAAUGGCUUUCAAAGAAUAAGAUUCCUCAAUGUCAUGUUGCAGAAACCGAAAAAUAUGCACAUGUAACAUUUUUUUUUAAUGGAGGAGUGGAGAAACAAUUUGAACUUGAAUGUCGCCAUCUAAUUCAAUCACCAAAAGUAGCAACUUAUGAUCUCAAACCAGAAAUGUCAGCAUUAGAAAUUGCAGAAAAGGUUGUAGAAGAAAUAACUUGUGGAAAGUUUCCUUUCAUCAUGUGUAAUCUUGCAAAUCCUGAUAUGGUAGGUCAUACAGGAAUUUAUGAAGCAGCAGUGAAAGCUGUUGAAACAACCGAUAAAGUUAUUGGUUUGAUAUACGAAGCUUGCAAAAAAAAUAACUAUAUACUUUUCGUUACAUCUGAUCAUGGUAACGCUGAGCAAAUGAAAGGUGAAGAUGGUAAUCCUCAUACUGCUCAUACUUGUAAUCCAGUUCCCUUUGUUAUGACAUCAAAGAAUUAUUCGUUUUCUGAAUCUGCAAAAGGUGCACUGUGUGAUGUGGCUCCUACAAUUUUAGAUGUCAUGGGAUUAGAAAUACCAAAAGAAAUGACUGGCACAUCAUUAUUAAAAAAAUAA
Entrophospora sp. SA101 is the source of this 1398-nucleotide messenger RNA. NCBI's taxonomy places the organism in Eukaryota, Fungi, Glomeromycota, Glomeromycetes, Entrophosporales, Entrophosporaceae. The record is from the annotation of a GenBank genome assembly.